GUUAGCUUGAUGCUAACCCGAGCGAGGGAAAGCGAAGGAAAAGAGGGGAGGGGAGGGGAGAGAGAGAGAAAAAAAGAAAAAGCUCACGAUCACUUCUGAAGGACGGAAAGAAAACACAGUCACUGCUCGGACCACUUUCCCCCCCUCCAUCGUUUUCAACCGUCUCUGGCGCGAUAAGAUUAUAUGAGCAGAAACUUCAGCAAACACAAAAAGCCUUUGGUCAUGUCAGGACAGAGGAAAGGGGCUGCAGCGCGGCUACCUAAAUGUGCCUUCUGCAGAACCAACCGGGACAAGGAGUGCGGGCAGCUGCUAAUGUCCGACAGCCAGAAGGUGGCAGCCCACCAUAAGUGCAUGCUUUUUUCCUCUGCCCUGGUCACAUCUCACUCAGACAGUGAAAACAUUGGAGGAUUUUCAAUUGAGGAUGUGAAAAAGGAGAUCAAGAGGGGAAACAAACUGAUGUGCUCUUCAUGCCACCGACCGGGUGCUACUAUUGGCUGCGAUGUGAAGACGUGCCGGAGGACGUAUCACUAUUAUUGUGCUUUGAAGGACAAAGCCCAGAUCAAAGAGAAUCCCUCACAAGGGAUUUACCUUGUUUACUGUCGCAAACACCGGGAUGCUUCUCAAGAUGGCAUUCAAGAUGAAGAGGGAGGUGUGGCCAAUGAUUCAGACUCAUCGCCUCCACAAAGUAGAGGCAGAGGAAGGUUCGAGAAAGGGAGAACUAAGGUUGGAUCUCGUGGUCAAUCAGAAGACUCCCGCUCCACCUCGUCACAGGCAGCAGAUGAGGAGAGUUCCUCCCAUCGGGACAGGUCACCUCUACGGGCCAGCCCGGGAGAUGGCGGCCAGCGCUGUGGCUUUUGUCACGCUGGUGAUGAAGAGAAUGAAACAAGGGGCAUGCUUCAUUCUGAUAACUCCAAAAAAGUGGCUGCACACUAUAAGUGCAUGCUUUUUUCAUCGGGGACAGUACAGCUGACCACUACAUCACGGGCUGAAUUUGGAAACUUUGAUGUGAAAACAGUCAUCCAGGAAAUAAAGAGAGGGAAAAGAAUGAAAUGCACGCUCUGCACUCAGUUGGGUGCCACCAUCGGGUGUGAAAUCAAGGCUUGUGUGAAGACCUACCACUAUCACUGCGGCCUGCAGGACAAAGCCAAGUACAUUGAAAACAUGGCACGUGGCAUUUACAAACUAUACUGUAAGAACCACAGUGGUAACGAGGAGAGGGAUGAGGAAGAUGAGGAACGAGAGAAUCGCAGUAGAGAGAGGGCAGCUAUCGACCACGGAGGAACACCAUCGACACAAGUGAAUGGCAACUAGGUUUGCCCGAUGGAUGUGACGUGGGAUGAAAACAGAAGAACUCAAAGACGAGGGAGUGAUAUUUUUUUAUACUAAAUCUUAGCCGAUUCACACCGUCGUGGUCUACAAGCUCCCACGAGUCCCUCACAAGGUUUCUCAGUAAAUGGACAUGAUGCCCCAAUGUGCGCCAGGCGUCUUCUUCAUGAGACCCUGUUUUGAGUUGGCUGGAUGAGCUUUUUACAAACUGGUGGUACUCUGCAGAGCACUGGACUGCUGCAGGAUCAUGAAAAGCCAUUGCCAAUUUUUUUCCCCCCCAAGAGUCAGCUAUGGGCUCGGUUUCAAAAUACAUGUGUUAUUGCCGUGAAUAAGAGCCGAUGGACUGAUGUUUCGAUUGUCACCCUCUGCCUGUGUCCCCCACAGAUUACAUGACCCACACUUGCUGAAAUCGACACAUUCUUGCUCUUCCUUAGCUUCUGAAGGACUCACUUUUAAGAUGGGUCUGUUUGUUACUAGUCUCUCUAUCAAGUUGUGCAGUUUGAUUACUUUGUUUCUGUAAUCAUGUCUUAAGAAAACUCUUUUGAUGUUAGCCUUUCUUUCUUGAUAUGUAAUAUUUUGCUACUGUAUUAUCAUCAUGAGUAAUUUUGAAUAUCUGGAUUUCAAACAGUCACGAUUACAAGUUUUGCCAGCAUGCACUUGGAUUUCCCCCACUGUUAAAGGUGGCAUUUUUUUAUUUACCUGCUAAAGAGCAAAGUAUAGCUCUUUAGAAGAGUUGGCUUGACUUUGUUUGAUGUACUGUUACUUGUAUCUCUACAAAUGUAUCCAUGAAUGAUUGGAAAUAGGAAAGAUUUUAUUUUACACAUU
This is a messenger RNA of Morone saxatilis (striped sea-bass), 2151 nucleotides long. RefSeq names its product PHD finger protein 6 (gene phf6). NCBI's taxonomy places the organism in Eukaryota, Metazoa, Chordata, Actinopteri, Moronidae. The transcript has 11 exons. The record is from RefSeq and is a predicted model, not a curated record. Bases 184 to 1311 code for a protein of 375 amino acids. Gene Ontology annotation, cellular component: nucleus.